Molecule: messenger RNA, 1830 nt
Organism: Colletotrichum siamense
Lineage: Eukaryota; Fungi; Ascomycota; Sordariomycetes; Glomerellales; Glomerellaceae
Product: putative 6-phosphofructo-2-kinase
Exons: 4
Coding region: 1-1830 (609 amino acids)
Biological process (GO): fructose 2,6-bisphosphate metabolic process; fructose metabolic process
Cellular component (GO): cytosol
Molecular function (GO): ATP binding; 6-phosphofructo-2-kinase activity
Source: RefSeq, a predicted model, not a curated record
AUGGCGCAUGCUCUUAGAUCCAUGAACGACCUCAGCGGGCCCAUUGCCCUGCGCGACCGAUCUCUCAUUGCCUCCUCCGACACCCCUCCAGCCAUGCGAAGCGUCGUCUCAACCGCCCCAAACUCGCCUAGAAUCCCGCCUGUAAGACAAAAUUCUGGAGGAACCACCCCACGACUUCGCCCGCACCCAGCCACACUGAAUGUACCCGGCAUGACCGUGUCGAGAGCUUCGCCCGAUGGAAAGAUCAGCGACAGAGAUGUUGCUGCGAAGCUCGUUAUUAUCAUGGUCGGGCUGCCUGCGAGAGGAAAAUCAUACAUCACCAAAAAGGUGCAAAGAUAUCUUUCAUGGCAGCAGUACGACUCGCGCAUCUUCAAUGUUGGAAACAGAAGACGUGUGGCUGCUGGCGUUUCCUCGCCGAUGAAGUCGCCGUUGAAGUCGCCAUGGCCCCCCUCGCCACUCAAGUUUGAUCCUCCGACACAAGCUGCCUCGAUCCUGUUGAACGGCUUCCCUGCGCAGGGCAACAAGGAGCCCACUGAGCUGAACCUCAACACACCCGACGCCGACACUAUGGAUCAGUCUGCCAGAUUCUUCGAGCCGACCAACGAGACAGCAUCCAAGAUCCGCGAGCAGGUUGCCUUGGAUACUUUGGACGAGCUGCUGGACUAUCUCCUUCAUCAGGGAGGCUCUGUGGGCAUCCUCGAUGCGACCAACAGCACAAUUCACCGCCGACAGCUCUUGGUCGACCGGAUUAAGGAGAGGGAGCCCAAGCUGGGUAUUCUCUUCAUCGAGAGUAUCUGCCACGACCAGAACCUCUUAGAGGCAAACAUGCGCCUGAAGCUUUCGGGUCCCGAUUACAAGGACAAGGAUCCUCACCAGUCCCUCGCGGAUUUUAAGAAGCGCGUUGCGGCUUAUGAGAGUGCCUACGUACCCAUCGGGGACUAUGAGGAGAAGCAUGACAUGCAAUACAUUCAGAUGAUUGAUGUCGGUCGUAAGCUCGUCCAAUACAGACUGCGCGGGUUUCUGAGCGGCGGUAUCAGCUCAUACCUGACAACUUUCAACCUGGCGCCGCGGCAGAUAUGGCUCACCCGGCACGGACAAAGCGUCGACAACCGCCUCGGAAAGCUCGGCGGAGAUUCGGAUUUAACUCCCGAUGGAGAGCGAUAUGGCAAGGCCCUCCAUGACUUCAUUACACAGAAGCGCAAGGAGUGGCUCAUUGAGCAGAAGGACAAAAUCGCUCAAUCGUCGUUUCCGCCGAAGGCUGGUGACCAUACUCCGCCGUACCCUGAGCUCAACCGCGAGCUGGAGGAGAAGAACUUUUGUGUGUGGACAUCAAUGUUGAAGCGUAGCGUCCAGACAGCGGAGCAUUUUGAUGCUGAUGACGACUACGACGUAAAGAACUGGGCGAUGUUGAACGAGCUCAACGCAGGCCUGUUUGAGGGCAUGACGUAUGAAGAGAUUGCCAGGAGAUUCCCUGGCGAGUACAAGAAGCGCGCUGAGGACAAGCUUCACUACACUUAUCCGGGUGUUGGAGGUGAGGGAUACCUCCAAGUCAUCGCCCGCCUUCGCGACAUGGUGCGCGAAAUCGAGCGCAUCGAGGACCACGUCCUUAUUAUCGGCCACCGCUCGGUCUGCCGAGUUCUCAUGGCCUACUUCAUGGAUCUUACCCGCAACGAGAUUGCGGACUUGGAUGUUCCCUUGGGUAUGCUGUACUCGAUUGAGCCCAAGCCUUACGGAUACGAUUUCCACGCAUACCGCUACAGCGCGGACAAGUCGACAUUCUCCGAAAUUCCCAACUACCGCCCGCAGCGCACCGUCGACCGCGCUGCCUGA